This is a messenger RNA of Castor canadensis (American beaver), 1140 nucleotides long. It is a transcript of the gene Spz1, whose product is annotated as spermatogenic leucine zipper 1. Lineage: Eukaryota; Metazoa; Chordata; Mammalia; Rodentia; Castoridae. Gene Ontology annotation, cellular component: nucleus. The record is from RefSeq and is a predicted model, not a curated record. Gene Ontology annotation, molecular function: DNA-binding transcription factor activity.
AUGGCCAGCUCUGAUAACUCUGCCAAGAUGUCCACACCCUCCCAACCCCCUAAUCCUGCUCCCGAUCUUCAUCAAGAGGCAAAGGACGCUGGGAUCACCAUCGCCCUGUUGGAAACUGCAUCAAUUCCCCCUUUUUGCUGGGGCUCCCUCCCUUCCAUAAAUAAUAAUAGGCAACCAGUAACAGGACCACAGACAACGCAGAAGUUUUGUGAUCUCUUAAAGGACCUUAAAGGUAUUCUUAAAAGCAUGGAAGGCUUUGAAGAGAAGACCACAGAAGCAAAAGAAUCUUUAAAGGAUACCAAUACUUCUAAGAAUGUGUCAGAACUUACUGAAAAUAUCAGAGGACUUGACAAAACAAAUAAAGUGCUAUUGACAAAACUGCUAAUUAGUUUAGACCCAGAGAAGGAACAACAUGCAAAGAAACAGGAGAUGAUAUUGAAAAAACAGAACUCUGAGAACACAGUACAAGUUUCUGCAAGGCAUUUGUCAACUCGUUUAGAAUUAAAAAAAGCCUUAACCAGAAUUCAACUGCGUAGGGAUGAAGCAAAAUACAGAUCUCUUAUUCAAGAAGAAAACAGGAAACUUAGGAACAACAUGGAGCAGUUACUCCAGGAAGCAGAUCACUGGAGUAGACAGCACAUUGAACUCAGUGAACUAAUAAAAUCCUACCAGGAAUCUCAGAAAGACGGAAGCGAAACUCUAGAAGAUAACCAAGCCCAUCCCCAAACCCAAUCAAAUAAUGAACUGUCUGCGAAGCAUGAGUUGGAAGAACAGGUGAAGAAACUGAACCAUGACACCUACUCAUUGCAUCUGAUCGCAGCACUGCUGGAGAAUGAAUGUGAGAUCUUACAGCACAGAGUAGAGAUUCUGAAGGAAUUCCAGCAGCACCAAGAGGGAACACCACAGGAGAAGCCAACUCAGAUAAGCCAUGAACAGGACAAGAAAAAUCAAAAGCCAGCAGAAGCAGAGAGAAUAGAAACUAAUAAGCAGAAUACAAUGGGUACAUUUCAUAAAAAAUGCAGACUCUAUAGAAACUCGGAUGCUUGUCUUAGUAAGAAAGCUUGUAAUAACCGGUUCAAUGCUUGUAUUGCAAAAAGAGCUCUCAUAGGAAGAAAGAGACAGGUCAGCAACUUUUCCUAG